CGGGUACCGAUCCUGGUGAAACAGACUCCAGCAGGCAAGGAUAUGUCUUGACCGAGGGAGGAUUCGGUGCAGAUAUGGGCAUGGAAAAAUUCUGCAACAUCAAGUGCCGAGUCAGUGGAUUGACUCCGGACGCUGUCGUCAUCGUUGCGACUACGAGGGCAUUGAAGAUGCACGGUGGUGGACCAGAAGUAACUCCUGGAAAGCCUCUCGCCGAUACAUAUCUCAAAGAAGAUUUGGACUGCCUUGGAAAAGGUAUUCAGAACUUGGAGAAGCAUAUUCAAAAUGCGAAGAACUCUGAUUCUCCCGCUGAACUGGAGCUCAUUAGGUCGCGAUCCGUGGAAGCCGGCGCAGAUGCCGCCGUUGUUUCGAGUCAUUGGGCUUUGGGAGGUGCAGGUGCAAAGGCUCUGGCCGAGGCAGUUGUCGCAGCCUGUGAAGGACAGUCUCAGUUCAAGUUCCUUUAUGAACUGGAUAUCCCCAUCGUGCAAAAGAUCGAAACCAUCGCCAAGGAGAUCUAUGGAGCGGACGGA
Messenger RNA from Acaulospora colombiana, 527 nucleotides. The record is from the annotation of a GenBank genome assembly. Lineage: Eukaryota; Fungi; Glomeromycota; Glomeromycetes; Diversisporales; Acaulosporaceae.